GGCCAGCCUCUCUGCCUAUCAGUCUCUCUCCCGGUCUCUCACAUCUCUAUCUCUCUUCUGUGUGUGUGGAGCACAGAAAAAGAUGGAGAGAGAAGAAGAAGAAAUAAAGGUAUCACUAGGGUCACCAUUGAUUCAGAUAUCUGAAGAAGAAGAUGGGUUCACAAUCAGUUGUAGUAGAGAGGGAAGGAUUACUAGAAGGGAAGUUUUUGAAGAAGUAAGAAAGCAGCUAUGGCUGGCAGGGCCUCUGAUAACUGUGAGUCUAUUACAAUAUAGUUUGCAGAUGAUAUCUGUGAUGUUUGUGGGUCAUCUUGGUGAGUUGGCUCUCUCUGGCGCUUCAAUGGCCACUUCUUUUGCAACAGUCACAGGUUUCAGCUUGUUGAUGGGAAUGGCAAGUGCAUUAGAUACCUUAUGUGGCCAGUCAUAUGGAGCAAAACAGUAUCAUAUGAUGGGUAUACAAAUGCAGAGAGCCAUGUUUGUUCUUUUCCUUGUAAGCAUACCUCUUGCAAUCAUUUGGGUGAACACAAGAUCUCUUCUAAUUCACUUUGGUCAAGAACAUGAUAUAGCAACCGCGGCUGGAGAAUAUGCCUGUUUCAUGGUCCCAAGUCUUUUUGCCUAUGCUUUUCUGCAAUGCCUUGUUAGAUUCUUACAAACGCAAAACAUUGUAUUUCCAAUGAUGAUAAGCUCUGCAUUCACUGCUUUACUUCACAUUCUUAUAUGUUGGAUUCUAGUAUUUAAGUCUGGACUUGGAUAUAGAGGAGCCGCCUUGGCAAACGCCAUCUCCACUUGGAUCAAUGUGUUACUGUUGGCACUUUAUGUCAAGUUCUCUUCUUCAUGUGUAAAAACCUGGACAGGUUUCUCAAAGGAGGCCUUUCAUAAUAUUUUCACUUUUCUGAGACUUGCUAUUCCGUCAGCUGUUAUGGUUUGCUUGGAAAUGUGGUCAUUUGAAAUGAUGGUUCUCCUAUCAGGUCUUCUUCCUGACCCGACGUUACAAACUUCAGUGCUUUCAAUUAGUCUUAAUACAGCUUCAAUAGUUUGGAUGAUCCCCUUUGGACUCAGUGGCGCAGUAAGUACUAGGGUCUCAAAUGAAUUAGGAGCAGGGCGUCCUAAAAUUGCGCGUUUGGCAGUAUGUGUUGUAUUAGUGGUUGCCAUCACAGAGGGUCUGUUGGUUGGAUCAGUCCUGAUACUGAUACGCAACGUUUGGGGUUAUGCAUAUAGCGAUGAAACACAAGUGGUCGAAUAUGUAGCAGGCAUGAUGCCAAUUCUUGCAAUAUCCAACUUUUUAGAUGGCCUCCAGUGUGUUCUUUCAGGCAAUGCUAGAGGAUGUGGUUGGCAGAAGAUUGGAGCAUAUAUCAACCUCGGGUCAUACUAUAUAGUUGGAAUUCCAGCUGCUAUUUUAUUGGCAUUUGUCUUCCACCUAGAAGGAAAGGGGCUCUGGCUGGGGAUCAUAUGUGCGCUCGUAGUCCAAGUGUCAUCACUUCUCACUAUUUCCAUACGUACUAAUUGGGAGCAAGAAGCAAAGAAGGCUACAGAAAGAGUCCAUGACUCAAUUAUUCCUGUGGAGAUAAUCUCUUGAAGCUGAAGUGUGACUACAACAGAGAAAACUUAUUACUAAUUGGUGGUUAAGGAAUAGAUCUUAAGAAGUUUUGGGAUCUUAAGAUUGGAACUUUACAUGCUUUAAUGAUUCAGUCAAGGUGUUUGAUCUUUAUAAUCAUUGGCAGAUUUUGCGAUCAAAAGAUGCAGCUGACUAGUGGCUCAAAUUGGUACUCCAACCCCAAGUUUUGAUGUGUUGGGAACCCUUUUUUUAAGAGGAAAAGAGAAGAUAUAAGAGCAGGACUAAAAAGUGCCUUGAUCAAAAGGCUUGUUUCUUCCUACUUCUUACUGAAAUGUGAAUGUGCUUUCUUCUGAAUAGCAUAAACAUGAACUUCCUUAGAAAUGCAUUUGCUUUCUAACUUAAAAAUUAAUAAGAGCAGUUCUAGUUGUAUAAAACAUUUAUUUAUGCAAAUGGUUAAUUUUAUUUCCUGCUUA
Molecule: messenger RNA, 2025 nt
Organism: Quercus robur (English oak)
Lineage: Eukaryota; Viridiplantae; Streptophyta; Magnoliopsida; Fagales; Fagaceae
Product: protein DETOXIFICATION 16-like
Exons: 8
Coding region: 83-1573 (496 amino acids)
Biological process (GO): xenobiotic detoxification by transmembrane export across the plasma membrane
Cellular component (GO): membrane
Molecular function (GO): antiporter activity; xenobiotic transmembrane transporter activity
Source: RefSeq, a predicted model, not a curated record